AUGAGAUUGACCACCCUCUCCAUCGCCCUCGCCGGCGCCGCAUCUGUCCACGCAGUCGGUGAUUCCGCGAAAAAGAUCAUCGCCGACCUGCAAUCCAUCCAAAACCUCACGGAAGCCGUCACCGGCGCCGUCAAUGCCUUCAAUGGCUCCCUCGCCCUCGCUCUCCCCAUCACAGUAGCAACCAACGACGUCCUCGCUAAAAUCUCCUCGUCAACCGAAGACGCCAAGACCGCACAGCCCUUCAGCAACGCCGACGCGACAGCUCUCGGCCCAUACACGCAGGAUCUGGCCUACGCCGUCAACUCCUCCAUCGCGGCCCUGAUUGGCAAGAAGCGUGAGUUCGAGUCGGGAAAUCUCUCGCCGAUUGUUAUUCAGUCCCUGGAAGGCCAGAAGAACUCGAGUAAGAUCUUUUCGGAUACUGUGAGUAUGCUAGUGCCGGAGAACACCAGGAGCGUGGCGCAGGCGUUGAGUUCGCAGACGUUGGAGAGUAUUCAGCAGGGGAUUGAUUGCUUCAGCGGGAUGAACCAGACUUGCAAUCCGACGAAUUACUUCGAGGCUAAGGCGAUGGCGGAGGCGGCGGAAAAGGCGGCGACUGGUGGUGUGGGGAGGUCUGCGGCGAGCUUGGGUGCGGUGGUCGUUGCUGGGCUGGUUGCGUUCGUGACGCUAUGA
Fulvia fulva is the source of this 669-nucleotide messenger RNA. RefSeq lists its product as uncharacterized. The coding region runs from base 1 to 669 and encodes 222 amino acids. Gene Ontology annotation, cellular component: extracellular region. The record is from RefSeq and is a predicted model, not a curated record. Lineage: Eukaryota; Fungi; Ascomycota; Dothideomycetes; Mycosphaerellales; Mycosphaerellaceae. The transcript has a single exon.